Messenger RNA from Fopius arisanus, 602 nucleotides. RefSeq names its product ribosomal protein L40 (gene RpL40). Gene Ontology annotation, cellular component: ribosome; cytoplasm; nucleus. The coding region runs from base 108 to 494 and encodes 128 amino acids. Gene Ontology annotation, biological process: modification-dependent protein catabolic process; protein ubiquitination; translation. Gene Ontology annotation, molecular function: ubiquitin protein ligase binding; RNA binding; protein tag activity. NCBI's taxonomy places the organism in Eukaryota, Metazoa, Arthropoda, Insecta, Hymenoptera, Braconidae. The transcript is spliced from 3 exons. The record is from RefSeq and is a predicted model, not a curated record.
UUAGAGUUUCUCGUUGUGGCCAACGGAAGUUGAAGUCGCCACUAUUACGAUUGAUUCUUUUUCAGGAGAAUUGUGUAGCCUACACGUUGUCGUUACAGUGAGCCACAAUGCAGAUUUUCGUCAAGACUUUGACGGGAAAGACUAUCACCCUUGAGGUUGAGCCUUCUGAUACCAUCGAAAAUGUCAAAGCCAAGAUUCAGGAUAAAGAGGGAAUUCCUCCAGACCAACAGCGAUUGAUUUUCGCUGGGAAACAACUCGAGGAUGGGCGUACUCUCUCUGAUUACAACAUCCAAAAGGAAUCAACUCUGCACUUGGUGCUUCGUCUUCGUGGCGGUGUGAUCGAGCCCACCCUGAGAAUCCUAGCUCAGAAGUACAAUUGCGACAAGAUGAUCUGUCGCAAGUGCUACGCACGUCUUCACCCAAGAGCAACAAAUUGCCGCAAGAAGAAGUGCGGACACACGAACAACAUCCGCCCCAAGAAGAAGUUGAAGUAAACUGUGGGAUCACGGGCAGGUCUUCGAAGAAUAUUCUAUUUUUUCGAUUAUGCAGACGAACGCAAAGCCUGUGUCCUAUUUCUAUCAAUAAAUAAAACAUCAAAAUGA